Carassius auratus (goldfish) is the source of this 1765-nucleotide messenger RNA. RefSeq lists its product as uncharacterized. Lineage: Eukaryota; Metazoa; Chordata; Actinopteri; Cypriniformes; Cyprinidae. The transcript is spliced from 2 exons. The coding region runs from base 311 to 1480 and encodes 389 amino acids. Gene Ontology annotation, molecular function: catalytic activity. The record is from RefSeq and is a predicted model, not a curated record.
UUUUUAAACUAUUUUAACGAAUUUAAAAGGAUUUGAAAAAGGACUGUCCUCACAGGUUUGGAGACUAAACUCACAUCCGUUCUGUUUAUUCUGCUGUUUCCUGCGAAAGACGCGAAACAGGCUUAUCUCAACUGGUUCUUGUCGUCUGUUCAUGGUUUGGAAACUAUGCAACUGACUUCUCUGCCGUUCUUGUCAAGAUCUUCACGAAAGGACGCACACCAGGGUGAUACCACCUGAUUCCUGUGUUUUGUUCGUCCAUGGUAGGAUUGAAUGUCCACUAUUAACUCUGGAUUGCGAGCGGAAAAUGUAAAUGUUAUCCCUUUUGUUUUUCUUGAUGUGUUUGACUCUCCCUGCUGAUCAUCGUCAAUUUCAAUCAGAUUUUCUCUGUCUGCCUGCAUACUCAGACCAUUGUUUUAUCUUCGAUAUGGCUUUAUACUAUUCAUCAUCCGACUUGCUACGUUUAAAAUCCUCGUACCGCCUGCCAGUCGGAGUUUAUAAUCAAUGUGCUGCCCUGGGAAUUACGCGUCGACCACGGUAUGUGCAUCGUGGAUCACGUCGCUGUUUUCAGAUGGCUUCUUCUGACAGUCAUGUUCCAGUCAUCUGGUCUUCUCGUCGUCAUCAACUGAAUGAUCUAAAUGAUGUAAAACGCGGUGUUAAUGUAAACAAUCUUAGCGUGUUAAAAUACACUGCCAGUGUCCCGUUGGAAAAGACUGAAAUCACCUCCAUAAAAAUGGGUCUCUUAAAUGCACGAUCUAUAUCUAACAAGGCCUUUAUUUUGAAUGAUUUUAUGAUGUCAUGUUCGCUUGACUUUUUCUUUAUUACUGAGACUUGGUUGAAUCCUGGUGAUCAGAUGGCUUUGGGUGAGUUGACACCACCAGGCUGUGACUCUUUGAACUCUCCUCGGACCGCAGGACGAGGAGGUGGGGUUGCCACUGUUUUCCGUAACACUUUUAAAUGCAGACUACUAUCCACACAAAUCUAUUCGAGUUUCGAGGUACAGCUACUAAAGAUUGAUACUCUGGAUUCUUUUUUCUGUGCUUUGGUAUAUAGACCGCCCAAAUGGAAUAAGGAUUUCAUUCAGCAAUUUUCUGAUUUUCUCUCUGGUUUGAUGUCUCGCUGUGAUAAACUUUUGGUCCUUGGGGAUUUUAAUGUCCAUUUAUGCUGCCCAUCAAUGCCAUUGGUUAAUGAAUUUCUUUCUCUUAUUGAGACUUUUAAUUUAACACAACAUGUUUUUGGUUCUACUCAUAUGAAAGGUCACACAUUAGAUCUUGUGUUAUCAUUUGGUAUUUCAGUAUCAAAUCUGGAGGUUUCAGAUGUAGGUAUUUCUGACCAUUAUUCAGUGGUAUUCGAUGCUGUUUGUUCUUAUAUCUAUCCAAUCUCUUCUCAGCCUUUACAUUAUGCUAGGUCCAUCAAUUCUACAACUGCAAACCUUUUUUCAGAAUUUUAUUUAUCUCAUGUUACAGACAAACUUUUGCUUUAGAUUGUGUUGCCCCUCUUAAACUAAAGAAACACAAGGGAAUCUCUCAACCUUGGCUAAAUAAUGUAACACGCACUUUUAGAAAAGAAUGUAGAAAAGCUGAACGCAAGUGGAAGAGAGAUAAACUUCAAAUUUCAUCUGAAAUGUUAAAAAAUUCUUUGGCUAACUAUCAGAAAGUAGUAAAGGAGGAAAAAAUGAAAUUUUUCUCUAAGGUAAUUUCAGAUAAUGCAAACCGGCCAAAAGUACUGUUUAACACAAUUGAUUCCAUUUUAAACCCCCCAAGGAAUG